CACUCCCUCAUCAUUGCUAGGCAUCAAAGGAAGGGAGCAGCCGGCCCGCAUUGCAUUGGAAGUUGAACGGCAUUGCUCUUUUGAGCUCACUCGGUUGGGACAAGUUACUAAUAGUUUUACAGGAAGCCGCUCCCAUCUUCUGCUCUGGCAUUGAAGGAGGGCUUGCCAAGUUGGAAACAAGCGGUCUUCGGACAGAUGCCAAGUGGUACGUGUCUGAGGGGACUGACAGGAAAUGCACCACCCCUUCAUCGCGCACCGAGCGGCGCACACCGCUCAAAUUACCACAUUGCAGGAGCCAAUGCAUCAGAAGGCGGUCUGCUAAGAGCCGCCACUCAUUCUGCAGGAAUCAGAUCCAGCAUUGCGUCUAAAAGCACAAUUGUCAGGUCACGGCGGUCGUUCUUUGUCUCACAACCGCAGAGCACAAGUAGUGCACAUUUAUUGAAUUUUAAGCAAUAUUCAGGUUUUUGUCCUCCUCAUCCAUCCAGUGCCCCCUUACGCAUAACCACUAGUGCCAUAGAUCUUUCCACCGGCGUUGCUCAGUCCAUAGAGCAGCGAAGCUUAGAAUCAGAGCAAUCAAAUCGCUCGAUGGCAGAAGUAGAUACAGAUGAGGCCGAAAGCAGCCCCCAUAACGAGCCCUUUGCAGAUUACAUAUCAGAUGCUGUGGACAAGUUGAGGCCGCAGUUCGAGCAGGUAGACCGGACGGUGGCUGUAAAUCUGCGGAGAGUCCUAGACGCAUACCGAGAGGCGCGAGUGGGGUCGCACCAUCUGACUGGCGCAACGGGCUACGGGCACAAUGACGCUGGGGGAAGAGAGGCGUUAGACACGGCCUUUGCACGAAUUGUGGGGGCGGAGGCUGCCAUCGUGCGGUCACAAUUCUUCUCUGGGACUCAUGCAAUUGCUGCGGCGCUGUUUGCGGUCCUGAGGCCUGGGGAUGAGCUCCUAGCCGUGGCAGGUGCCCCUUACGACACCCUCGAAGAAGUGAUCGGGCUGCGCGGCACGCCCGGCCACGGAUCCCUGGCAGAGUUCGGCGUCUCGUACCGGGUGCUUCCGCUUACCCCCGGGGAAAAGCUGGAUUUCGCCGCCCUCGAAACGGCGGUCGGAAGCGGGACGAAGUGCGCGCUGAUCCAGCGGUCGUGCGGGUAUUCAUGGCGGGAAACGUUGACAAUGGAGGAGAUCGAACGGGCGGUGAACAUUAUCAAGCGGCAGAAUCCGAAGUGUGCGGUGGUCGUGGAUAAUUGCUAUGGGGAGUUUGUGGAUAUAAAGGAACCGACGGCGGUUGGCGCCGACUUGAUUGCCGGAAGCUUGAUCAAGAACCCCGGGGGUUCGAUCGCGCCGGGAGGGGGCUACGUGGCAGGGCGAGAGGACCUUGUCGACGCGGCCGCUGCCCGGUUGAGUGCCCCGGGCAUCGGUCGGGACGCCGGAGCGACGCCCUCGUCCGUGCAGAGGCUCAUGCUACAGGGCCUGUUUCUGGCGCCCCAGAUCGUGGGCGAGGCCGUCAAGAGCUCCUUGCUGCUCGCGGAGGUUCUGAGCGCGGAGGGCUUCGCUACAAAACCUGCCCCGCGCGCGCGUCGGCAUGACAUCAUCCAGGCGGUGCAACUGGGCAGCCGGGAAAAGCUGCUGGCCUUCUGCCAAGCGGUACAGACCAUGUGCCCGGUCGGUGCGUACAUUCGGCCCACGGCGGGGGCGACCGCAGGGUAUGAAUCCGAGGUGGUCUUCGCCGACGGGACGUUUAUCGAUGGAAGCACGAUAGAACUAUCUUGCGAUGGUCCUCUACGAGAACCGUUCGUUGUCUACUGUCAGGGUGGCACUCACUGGACACAUUGGGCCAUAGCCUUGGAGGCUGCCGUGACAGCAAUGAGGGCACUGGGUCGAUAGCUAUGCUUUCAGUUUAAGGAUGGGGAGAGUUUGCAAUGCGUUCCGCAUCAAACCGGUCCGAGUAUUGUGGCCGCAGGUGUACCGCCCUCGGGGGGCAGCAUACAUUUUGAGCGAGCUGCAGCGAUCGUAUAGAGCACUGAGCGAAUAUCGCCGCAGCUCAGGAGGUGAACUUAUUUAACGCAUGCCGCCCACCAAUGAUGCCGGUUUAUUUGGGUAUUCGAACUAACUGAAUGGGUUGUACGAUCUCAAAG
This is a messenger RNA of Klebsormidium nitens, 2126 nucleotides long. Lineage: Eukaryota; Viridiplantae; Streptophyta; Klebsormidiophyceae; Klebsormidiales; Klebsormidiaceae. The record is from the annotation of a GenBank genome assembly.